AUGGACAGCCCCGACUGUGAGCCGAAUGCAAGGACUAGGCACUCUCAAAACACAGUGUGUCCUCCACACGAACACGAAGACGGUUUUUCCAUUCAUCCUUCCAACGAGCUGGCAGAAAAAUUGCUAUGGGCCGAAGAUAUAUUGGCCCAGGAGCCCCAUCCGAAGGCUCAUGAUGAUCCCUGUGAACCACUGCCUGUAGGCCUAAAGGGACUAGAACAGGUCCAUCCCGACCUUCCGCAGCCGUCGACUCAGAUAUUGGGAUUAUAUUCGACGCUUUGGGAUUGUUAUUCCGCAAAGAAAGCUCAUAGCCAGAGACUCGAAACGGAAAACAAGGCGCUUCGUGCAACUAAUAUCCAUUUGUCCCAGGAGAAAGAGAUUUUAAAACAUCGAUACGCCAACCAGGAAGCCUUGUUGGUCUACUUCGAGCAAGCCUUUGAAAAUCUUCGCCUUGGUAUUCUUGGAAUUUGCAAGGACUGGGAAGGCUGCUCUCCCGGGCCUGUUUUUGAGCAUGGUUCUGCUCAAGCCAUUGGCGAUUCAUGA
This is a messenger RNA of Penicillium canescens, 540 nucleotides long. RefSeq lists its product as uncharacterized. The coding region runs from base 1 to 540 and encodes 179 amino acids. The record is from RefSeq and is a predicted model, not a curated record. The transcript is spliced from 2 exons. NCBI's taxonomy places the organism in Eukaryota, Fungi, Ascomycota, Eurotiomycetes, Eurotiales, Aspergillaceae.